CUAGAAACAUAACCUUCGUCCAUCUGAUGAAUACGCGGUACUAAAUACGCCAUCUCUUUCUAACGCGUGCGCGUAUAAACUUGCCUGUUCUUGUCAACUUAGUGUGCACCGCGCUGUUGCAGGCGACACCAGUGUUCAGCGCAUUUUUGACAUGGAGUCUCGACGUGCACUGAGUGAUGACACAAUUGCGCGAUUAUUGUUGGAAGAGGAUGACACCAACUCACUGCCGGCUUCUUCGGAUGGUGAAAAUGAAGACUUUAUGGAGGUGGACGACGUGGAAAGCGAUCAACAAUAUGAACCCUCUGACCAAGAGGACAGUCAGCAAAUCCGUCACGGUUCAUCACCAUCUCACUCACGGGACCACGAGACCGACUCUCAAUCACCUGCUGAUUUAUUGGAAGAGACUACUUCUUCAUGUAUUUUGACCUUACCACAAAGUACCAUUCGUAGUCGCAAUCGUCACGUUUGGGCCACAAGUAAAGGUCGUACAUCAGGAAGGACAACUGCGAUAAAUAUCGUCCAUGUAGCAAGAGGGCCAUCUCGUGGUGUAAGAGGAAUGGUAGAUCCUUUAUUAUUAUUUGAUCAGUUCAUGACCGAUCAGAUAUUUGAAGAAAUAUUGAAAUGGACCAACUCUGAAAUCGCUAUAAAAAGACAAACGUAUGAACAAGUCACAUCUACUGGGAUGAUGGCCCAUCUACGUCUACUGCCGACCCUCGACCGACUCAAGCACAAUAUUUGAAUAAAAGGAAGGUUUGCGGUCUAUGUUCCUAU
Colias croceus (clouded yellow) is the source of this 771-nucleotide messenger RNA. RefSeq lists its product as uncharacterized. NCBI's taxonomy places the organism in Eukaryota, Metazoa, Arthropoda, Insecta, Lepidoptera, Pieridae. The transcript has 2 exons. Bases 152 to 739 code for a protein of 195 amino acids. The record is from RefSeq and is a predicted model, not a curated record.